GCUUCCAUUGCAGGGACGCUAGGAACUGCAAGCAAUCUCGAUGAAUCCGAAAGAAUGAUGAAGUCCUCUGUACAUACAGAAGAGGAUGACUUUGUUCCAGAGCUUCAGAGAAGCAUUCAUCCCCGAGAGAGGCCGGAUUGGGAAGAGACUCUCAGUGCUAUGGCGAGAGGUGCAGAUAUCCCUGAGAUUCCAGGGGAGCUGCCACUUCGGACGUGCAGCAGCACAGCGAGCAUGAAAAUGAAGAAUGUGAAAAAAUCCAUCAACCCGGAACUGAUGGGCUGUGAUGCCUUUCACAGGUUAUCCUUUACCAAGGGCCACUUUCCGAAGAUGGCAGAGUGUGCACAUUUCCAUUAUGAGAAUGUGGACUUUGGCAACAUACAGCUUUCACUCCCGGAGGAACAGAAUGAAGUAACAAGGAACGGCUGUGAAUCCAAGGAACUGGUCUACCUUGUGCAAAUCUCUUGUCAGGGCAAGAGCUGGAUUGUGAAGCGGAGUUAUGAAGAUUUCAGAGUACUCGAUAAACAUCUCCACCUAUGUAUCUAUGAUCGGCGUUUCUCUCAGCUCUCAGAGCUACCUCGCUCCGAUGCCCUGAAGGACAGUCCAGAGCUUGUCACCCAGAUGCUGAUGGCUUACCUGUCAAGGCUCUCAGCCAUCGCAGGCAACAAGAUCAACUGUGGGCCUGCCCUCACAUGGAUGGAGAUUGAUAACAAGGGGAAUCACCUGCUAGUCCAUGAAGAAUCAUCCAUUAACGUGCCUGCCAUUGCGGCUGCCCAUGUUAUUAAGAGAUACAUUGCUCAGGCAGCAGAUGAACUGUCCUUUGAGGUGGGAGACAUUGUGUCCGUUAUUGACAUGCCGCCAAAGGAGCUGACCACAUGGUGGAGGGGCAAACAUGGAUUUCAGGUGGGAUUCUUUCCGAGUGAGUGUGUUGAGCUAAUUAAUGACAAAGUUCCUCAAUCUAUGACCAACUCUGUGCCAAAACCAGUAUCCCCUGCCCACGGAGCCCGUCCAGCGUCUUGGAACUACUUCCCCCCUUAUUUGGAGAUGGCUAGUAUAAAGCCAAGUUCUGCAUGUGUCACAGAGGCUCUGAACCAGUCCCAGCUGAGCUCAGUGUCAAAAAAACACGGCAAGCUCAUCACUUUCCUGCGAACAUUCAUGAAGUCACGCCCAACGAAACAGAAACUGAAGCAACGCGGGAUCCUGAAAGAGAGGGUGUUUGGGUGCGACCUGGGAGAGCAUCUCCUCAACUCCGGCCAUGAUGUCCCCCAGGUCCUCAAGAGCUGCACUGAAUUCAUUGAGAAACACGGCAUUGUGGAUGGAAUAUACCGCCUGUCGGGAAUUGCGUCAAAUAUCCAGAAGCUACGCCACGAGUUUGACUCGGAGCAGAUCCCCGACUUGACUAAAGAUGUUUACAUUCAAGAUAUCCACUGUGUGGGCUCCCUCUGUAAGCUCUACUUCCGCGAGCUCCCCAACCCCCUGCUCACAUAUCAGCUGUACGAGAAGUUCUCAGAUGCUGUGUCCGCUGCUACAGAUGAAGAGCGAUUGGUUAAAAUUCAUGAUGUCAUCCAGCAACUACCCCCACCGCACUACAGGACACUGGAGUUCCUAAUGAGGCACUUGGCUCAUCUAGCUGAUUACUGCUCCAUCACAAAUAUGCAUACCAAGAACUUAGCAAUUGUCUGGGCACCAAACCUACUAAGAUCGAAACAGAUAGAGUCUGCCUGUUUCAGUGGAACAGCUGCCUUCAUGGAGGUCCGAAUCCAGUCGGUGGUGGUGGAAUUCAUCCUGAAUCACGUUGAUGUCCUCUUCAGCUCCAAACUCAGCUCAGUCAUACGAGAUGGGGCAGGUCACACUUCCUUAUCACGCCCCAAAUCACUGCUGGUGUCCUCACCCUCAACUAAGCUGCUCACCCUGGAGGAGGCACAAGCAAGGACGCAAGCCCAGAUCAACUCCCCUAUAGUGGCAGACAGUAAAUACAUUGAAGUGGGAGAAGGCCCUGCUGCAUUACAGGGGAAAUUCCACACCGUCAUAGACUUUCCAUCUGAAAGAAAAAGACCGCCCAGCAAGAUGAAGAAAUCCCCUGUUGGCAGUUGGCGCUCCUUCUUCAACCUGGGAAAAUCCUCUUCUGUCUCCAAGCGGAAACUGCAGCGCAAUCCAAGUGAGCCCUCCGAAAUGAAAGCCAUAGCGCUGGCAGGUGGGAGAGGAGAUAGCGGGACCCUGCGCUCAGCUAAAAGUGAAGAGUCUCUCACUUCCCUGCAUGCUGUUGAUGGUGAAUCUAAACUGUUCCGGCCUAGAAGACCCAGGUCCAGUAGCGAUGCACUGUCUGCUUCCUUCAAUGGGGAGCUCCUGGGGACCAUGAACCGCUGCAAUUCUUAUGAUAACCUGCCCCAUGACAAUGAGAGCGAUGGGGACGAGGGGCUGAUUCAUGUUCCUGCCCUCAUCUCUCCUAGGUCAGCAGAAGAUGUUGACCUGAGCCCACCGGAUAUUGGAGUAGCUAGCCUGGAUUUUGAUCCUAUGUCUUUUCAGUGCAGUCCACCCAAGACAGAGUCUGAGUGCCUGGAUAGCAGCAUCUCUCUGUUGGAGUCCAUGGGUUUUAACAAGGACAAGCCAAGCGUAGCUAAGACAGACUUGGAGUCUGGUAGCCAAAGUCAGACCCCUGGCAGUGCCACAAGCUCUGAACCAGUGUCCCCCUUCCAAGAGAAAAUGAGUCCCUUCUUUACUCUGGACCUGAGCCCAACUGAGGAGAAGGCAUCCAAAACCCACUCCUUCUCGGAGAAGGUUACCCAUGCCUUCUCACCUAAGACAGGGCGAAAGCCAAUCAAGUCUCCCCUGGUGACUAUAUCAGAGCCAGUCUCUUUGACGCUGCCCAGACAAGCAUGCGAAGGGAUGCCUACUGCUGCGGGGAGUACGGCUUCUUCAACCUGGAGCAAAAGCAUCAACGAAGCCACAAACAGGUCCCCAACACAGAGGAUGUCUUUGCCCCUGAAAGCCAGCGAGAUGGCAGCAGGUGAGGGAUGCCACCAAGAGGCCCAGACCCAGCUGACUGCUGCCAAGCCAGAGUUGCAAGAAGAAGGGGAGCGGCCCAUGCCAAGCGGCCAGAAUAAGACUGUACCUUCUGGACCCACUCAGCCAGGAGCAGUUGCCCUCGACUCCCCCCAGGAUCCUGUUCCUGUCACUUCUGUGUCUCUUGUCCCUCCUCCUCCUCCGAAAAAUGCAGCACGCAUGCUGGCCUUAGCGUUAGCUGAGUCCGCACAGCAAGCAUCUACUCAAUCCCAGAAGAAGCCAGGAGAUGCUCAUUCUGACUGUACAAAUUACGGAGAGACUGACAUUGGUAUAGCUAUAGAAAAGGUCCACGUCUCUGCUGGGGCUGCUCCAGACAAGCUCCAUCUGUGUACUGGUGUUCCCGAGAACCAAAUCCACUUCCAGAGCGGGGCACCUGGCGAUCAAUUCCAGAGUGGGGCACCUGUAGACCAGGACCUCACUAGGACACCCGGAGACUGCAAUCAUCUACACAGUAGUACACCUGGAAACAGGGACCAGCCCCAUCUGCAUACUGGCAUGCCUGGGGACCUGCAUAGUGGCACAAAGGUGGAUUGGAACCACUCCAACUUCCAUACUGGAACAGUGGGGGACAAGGACCACUUCCCCUUCCAUCCAGGUGGCCCUGGAGAUUGGGCGCACACUCCUCUCUAUACAGGUACUUUGCUUGGCCAGGAACCAUCCACAACAGAUGUGCCUAUAGACAAGCCACACCUCCAUACUUGCAUAUCUAUGGAUAAGUAUCACAUCCCUGCAGAGAAGCUUCAUCUCCCUGCCAGCACAGUUGAUGACAAACUCCAGCCUCCUCCUGUAGGUGCCAGGGAGAAAACCGCCAUGGCUACAAUGACAUUCAUGACAACUAUCCAGACAUCAGCAACUGAGAUGAGUCAUGGAACAGCAGGUCAGCACACGACCCCUGAACCCACCGCUCAGGCAGAUGUUACUGUCACAGCUGCUCAGCGCAUUCUUAUGACCAGUUCCCUAGCACCAUCUCAGAGACAAGCAGACCAUCAGCCAGCCAUGGGACAAGCUCCAGCCGUAGCCACCAGAGGAUCAAGUAGUUCCAACCAGGUACGAGGAGCACUGCCUCCAGAGAAGCCGCCUGAGUCUCGACUAGCGGAGCCUGCUCCAGUUUCUGUCACUGAAAGUAGCUCCACUAUCCGCUGUACCUCAUCCACUGCUGCGUCCCACCAGGGCCAUUUGGAAAAGUCCUGGGAGAACGUCAGGGCUCCCUCUUUGCACCUGCGUUCCGAAUCGGUCCCCACACACUCCUCCUAUGGCUUUGCACCCCCCAUCCCGCCCGUGAGAACGCUGGAAAGUAAGAUAGCUGCAGCCAUGCACUCCAACAGUGUGGAUGCAGUGAAUACCUCCAGUUACCAUUCCUUCCUGGCUUCCUCCAUUCUGCCAUCGUCUGGGGAGGAGGCUUUGCCCCCGCCACCACCGCCCAAGCACGUCUCUCUGCAGUCUGCAUAUCUGCCCCAUCCCAAGCCAGAGAGCACCCCUGAGCUGCCCAUGCCAGAGAACUAUCUGCACCACAAGCCAGCAUCCGUCCAUCAGUACAGGCCGGAGAGCGUCCCGCCACAUCUCUCCUACCACGGCAAGUCCGACCAGCACCAAGCUUACGCCUCCAGGCCAGAAACACCCACUUCCAUGGGCCCCCGCUACACCGCCUACACCAGCCAAGGGAAGAAUACGUCAGCCCAUCACUCCAAGCCUCGCAGCCGCGUGGAGUAUGCAUCUUCCAUGAGCCCUACCACCCUGCGGAGCACCGGGUACGCUGAGGAGGCUCCACCCUACCCCACCAUCCGCAGGGUGCAGUCACUGCAUGUUUCCACCCCUUCCACCAUCCGCUCUGUCCCCAUUUCGCGGACAGAGGUGCCUCCCGAUGACGAGCCCGUGUACUGCCCGCGGCCCCUUUAUCAGUAUAAGCCAUGCCAGCCCCACUCAGAUUAUCACGUCACUCAGCUACAGCCUUACUUCGAGAAUGGGCGUGUGCAUUACAGGUAUAGCCCUUAUUCCAGCUCGUCUGGCUCCUCCUAUUACCCCACAGCAGCAGACGGGGGGUUUUAUGACCUGGACCCUUACAGCACAAUGCGGCUCAGGCAUUUCCACCCCCUUCCUAGCCGAGACUUUGCAUCCUACACCUCCAGGCUGCAAAGUAAGAAUCUGUACCGCCAUCCCGGCCUGCCUGCCUAUCCUCGGGGAGGCCUGAUGAGCCACCUGGCAGGAAAAGAGCACAGCUUUAUCAGCAGAGAUGUGCCCCCAGUCCCGGACAUCAAGCACACAUACAUGUCAUGGGAUCUGGAGGACAUGGAGAAAUACCGCCUUCAGUCCAUCCGCCGGGAGAGCCGCUCACGCCAGAAAGUGAAAGGGCCAGUGAUGUCUCAGUACGACAACGUGGCACCUCUGCUGCAGGAGGAGCUGGGGGGGGUGGACAUCAUCCAUCUCCGCAGCAAAUCGGAUCCUGGGAAAACUGGUCUCCUGACUGUAGCCGAAGGGAAAGAAGGGAGGUAUCCAACCAAGGCAGCAACCCCUGAAGGGGACGAACGUUACUAUCUGCAGCACUCCGAGCUGGAGCCAGACAGAACCCAUUACCAUGGGGCCUAUGGGAAUGGGCAGUCAGAGAAGCCUUCCCUUCCCCAAAAGCAGAGCAGCAUCAGGAGCAGAAAGCUGCACGAGCCAGAGCACAGGGGACACCUGCAGCAGGAAGCAAGCCAUCGGCAGCCUUCGGAAUCCAAUAACGGGCCCCAUUACCCAGACUACAGGCCAAAGGGUGCCCAGGAACCCAUGGAGCAUAUUGGUUUCCAGCACUCGGGUGGGAAGUACGUCACAGCCGGCCAGGAGGCCCUGCGACCUAACCACAAGGAGGCAAAGCUGGCAGAGGACCGGCCAGACUUGGAAAGGCCUCGAGCCAGGCAAACAGGCCCUGGCGAGAAACACACCAGAGACUGCUAUAAUAAAGAGGAGGAGCACCACGUCCAACCCAUGGCGCCGCCUCCCAAACCAGAACGGAGCCACAGCCUCAGAAUCCGGCAUCCGGAGAACAUGGACAGGGACCCUGGCCUCCUGUACCCAUACCAAACCCUUGGCAAACGCCAAAGCAGUAUGACAGUGGUGUCCCAGUAUGAUAAUUUGGAGGAUUACCAUACCAUGCCUCAGCACCAAAGAGGGGGCUAUCUUGGAGGAGGGGCGUUCGUGCCCCCUGGCUUUCCCCAUUCACACAGUAGGACAUAUGCCACAGCAUUGGGCCAAGGGGCCUUCCUUCCUACAGAGCUGUGUUUGCAGAGGCCGGAAACAGAGAUCCAUGCCGAGUGAGCAGGGGGAAGGAGGGAUAGAGCCUAAGCAGCCUCUGCUGGACAGUGGACUGUUCUAUUUUUUCAAUGACAAAAUUAAAAAAAACAACCCCACCCCCCUGAGCAAAGCAAUCCCAUCUCAACCCUGCCACCAGCUCACCACUCAAUGUUUGUCCUAGGUGUAUAGUUUUCUUUCGUGUUGUUUGAAGGUUGGAAUAAUCGCACAGGCUGUGUUGGCAUGUGGAAAGAUGAGCCAGGACCCAGAGAGGCAGAGCAGAUCUGAAAGAGGCAUGGUGGGGAGGGGAAAAAGGGGAGUUGCUUCCCCUGGUUUGACAUGGGCUGGUGGUUGCAGACAGCUCCUGUUGGCAUAUCCAGUCACUCUCCCAAUUGCCAACCUCAGAGGAGUUGCAUGGAUAGGUUUUACCCUUUGAAUGAGAUGCCGUUGGGGAGUCUCUGUCCUGACCCUUUCAGAUUGAAUCAGUAACACACCACAAGCUGUAGAGUAAGGACAGCUUCAAAGUGUUUGGUGCUCUGCAUCCCCUUGAAAAUUGUAUAGGGAUAGACUGGGCCUAAUCCAGUUCCCACUGAAGUGGGAGGGAGGUUGGCCGCAAGCCAGGUCUCAGAGCUGUUACAGAAAAACAUUGAACAAGCAUCUUCUAGCUUGAGAAGGGAUUUAUACUGAAACUCAAGCGUUCACCCUCACACUGAUACAAUAAAUGGAGACAGGUUUUGAAAGUGAAGUAAACUAGGGCAGCACUUCUACCUUUGAAAGUAAAAAAAACCCACCCUCUCCCAUGCUGCACACACUCUUGGGCACAGGUGAUUGAGCAGCAUACACAUUUCAUUCUAAUUCCUCUUUACUUACAGGCUACCAGCUAUUUAAUUGCACUGUCCUAGCUGGCCAGAAACGACCCUCUAUUUGCAAUGUCACUAGAUGAUUGUGUCCAGCUUGUAAACUAGAGCACAGGUUCCCUGCUGGGAGCGACUUGCAUAACCACCAGCUUAGCUGCAUGACCAUAGAGUUGCUCUGGGCCAAAUAACUCAGUACUUACUUCAGGGAAAACUCCCGUUGACUUUCAUGUGUGGCCUACAGGAUGAGGCUCUCUUUUUAGUACUGUCUCACUCAUGAGAUCACAGUGAGUUGCUGUAGGUACAGAGCAGUUACGUAUUAUGUGCUGUGCGUGCUAUGAAAUAGCAUUGCCUCCCUUACUGCAAGUGUUGUUCACACCAGGAUUCAGUCAUUGGGGCGGGGUGAAGGGAUGGGACAAUGCAUCUCUUUAUAACACACCCCUGCUGUUGCCCUGCCCAUUUAAAAUGCUCUCCGUACUUCAUAGAAACAAGUUAGCGUUUCAUCUGCAGCCUCUCUGGAUUCACAGCCAUUUUAAUCCCACUUUAAAGCACAUACGUUUUAUGAGACAGGGCUUCCUAGAAAAUACUUGUGAUUUAGCAUUUAAAAUCUUCAGAGUUCACCCAUGCUAUGGGGACCUUGUAUGUACUGUUGGAUCACACAACUUCUCUACCUGUUUUGAAAUUCAGAGAGUUUACUUAAAGAAAGCAUCUGAGAAGUUCUCUUAGCUGAAAGUCCUUCAGCUGACAUAGCUAAGAUUAUUAAAAUGAACUCAUGUCAAAGCCUCCUAGAACAAGUGUUUUAUUCAUUGCUAUUUUUGACUUUUAAAGUAAUCGUAAAAACCUGUCAGUGCUCACAAGGGAACAACACACUUCUAGUAGGUACCUAGUCAUUAGCAGUUUGGUUCUUUUAAUCUCAGCCUUUUCUGGGUCUGUUUCAACUAGGAUAGCGUAUGGUCUGAUUUUAUUGUGCAAUGCAUUGUUUUAAAAAGAAUUUGUUUAAUAUAGAGAGUUUUUCCUAAAUGUUAUGGAAAUAAAUUUAGCUGUCAGGAAAAAAGCACUGUGAUCCAGGUUACCUCAAUAUCAUUCGCCUUGUGACUAACUAGAGGGUGUGUUCUGUUUUUCUGGGGUAUUUUUGGAUGGGGUGGGGUGUGAAAGGAUAAAGCACGAAAGGGCUGUUAGCUGAAAACACAGAGCCGCUUAGGGGACCAGCCAUUCUCUCUGGGCUACUAGCCAAUUCUGCUAGUAAACCUGGUUUUCCUGAUACAAUCUGUCCAGGGGAGUCUAGCUACAGUACUCAGUCAAGCUAUGUUUAGAGACUAGUAUUGGAACUUAGCACUUCAUCUCCCCUCUGCUGCUCCAGAGUGUCAGCCUCCCUUGUUCUGGAUUUGGGGCAGGAACAAAAACUCAUUGGUUAGGAUUGAGGUGACAAGGAGAGCCUGUCAAACCUCUCUCUCUCUCUCCCUCAAUGCCUUAAUUUUCCCUCCAACCUCUCUGUAUUGGCCUUAAGUUACCCAAAGAAUCCUCCCUAUGAGACAGCUGAGCUGAGCUCCCUCGAACACUGAACAUCUCUGCUCAUUUGCCUGCUCUUGUUGCCUAUAUGGAAGCUGGCCUGCUCCUAUAGGGCAUAAGCCCCAUCUCUCAACUAUUUCACUCCUUACGAGUAGUAGCAGCAAGAGACAGAGCCUGGGAUCUCCGCCUGCUCCAUUGUUCACUGCAUGACAGUCCGCACAGCCCCCUACCAUCAUUGGUUUCUGUGAAGUCAAGGCCCCUCAGCACCAUACAGGAAUGGCCCCGUAAGUGAACAACCGACCCCAUCAUUAAAGCCUUGUCUACACAUGAAAAUUAAUCUGGAAUAAGGCAGGGUGUAACUUUAGAGCAGACUAGCUAUUCCUGAUUCAGCUCCAUGGAUGGAUGCUCAUAUACCAGAAUAAGAGUGCUUUAUUCCAAAUCAGAUUAAUCCCUGGAUUAAACUAACUCAGGCGUUCUUAUUCUGGAAUAAGAGCAUCCACGCACGGAGUUAGUCUGAAUGCAAUCUUUCCUGACUAACUCCCUGUGUAGACAGAGGGAUUAAUGGCUUCACAUCUCUCUGAUAACAGCCCUCUUAGAGAUCAAGGAUCUUUCUUUUUUUGUUCCAGCAUGAGCCAUUCAUUCAGCCUCUUCCCGUUAAUGCACUUGGGAACAGUUUAUCCCUAGUUUCCUCCCGUGCCGAGCCUUCCACCAUGCGAUUGGAGGGCCAGCAGCCCUGUAAGAACCCAACCAGUAACUCUACUCCAGUGUUAGGGCAGGUGCCCUAAGGAAGGGGUGAGACUAGAGCAGCAAGCAAGGAACAGGAACCCUUCACAGGCACUCCACUGCUAACAGCUGCUAAUAUUUUGAAUCUUGUUUUUCUCUUAAAGCCAUAUAGUGAACUAUGCAGUUCUGCUCUUGUACUGUGGUUAAAUUUUGGAAUUUGAUGGCCCUUAGAGAAAUGGUCCCACCCCAUUCAUUAGAUUAUACACCCAACAGUGUCCAUUUUUCAGGAAAGUGGACCACUGCAGAGGGGGUGGGAAUGACCCCAGGUCAUUCAAGAACAAUAGACAUGAGCUCUAGAGUCUCCGGUGGCCCUUGGCCAAGUAGUUGUUGGGUAUGAUGCACAAUAUGGCAUGUUAGGGGCGUUAUUUAGAAGUCCCAUCAGUGAAUGGGGCAGGGAGAGGAGACCCCUGCUGGGAACAAAAAUUAGGUUGAUAAUAUACCAACUAUGUGCCAGGUUCUGUUAAUCUGUAGUAGCCUAUUGUCUAAGUAUAACCUCACUAAGAAUACAUGAGCAGUAGCAGACUUGGCAAGUUUCCUAUACCUAUAUCACUGCCUGCCUGCCUGCCUGCCUCUUCAUUGCCACUUGCUGAGUUUUCAGCUUAAUUUCUCAUUGCCAUGUGAGAGAGUUUGGGCCCAAAUCUGUUCUGGGAGUGGUAUAGAGAUCUCUGGAUUUACACCUGCAACUCAGAGCAAAAUGUGGCGCGUAAAGAAAACUCUCCAUGACUACAGAUGUUGAGAUCACAACCAAGGUGUGGGCCCUGUCACAUCUACUUCAGUUCUAAUUUUAAAAUAUCUGAUCAGGUUUAAACUUUAUGCAUAUGAUAGUAAAAACGUUGUGCCUACAGGUCUUUACAGAGGUAAUAGGCUUGUGCUUAUCACUUGGGGGGGGAGGGGAAGAUAUCAGUGAGGAUUGCACAGGUGUAGCAAAUUGCUACACAAAACCAAAACAAAACUUGAAAAAUGUAUUGUUCCCUUUAACUUUAAAAGGAACAGACCCUUGUGUGUAGUCUUUACCAUUCAUCUCAUUGGUAUGUAGAGAAAGCAUUGACUGAAAGUUUGUAAUGUACUAGAAAAUCGGAAUGAAAAAUUGCAUUGAACUUUUUAUUUUUUAAAGGGCCUGUGAUACUUUUCCAGAACCGUGUGCUACAGAAGUCUGAUACCACAGACAUGGUGUAGUUUAAAGAGGUGUACACAGUAACCCCAGUACAUGCAACCAUUCUUGCAAAAAACAACACGAAUGGUGAUUUUUGCAGUUCAUUUUCUUGCUGUAAAAAUGUGACCCUUUUUGCCCUAAGCCGCACGAGAGAAAUCCCAGAAAGCCUUAGGAUUACCUUCAGCGUUCCCUUCACUUUAAUUUAUAGAGUGUCUUAUUUUCAUGUUUGGGUGUUUUGUUUUGGGUUUGGGUUUUUUGUGUGUGAGAGAACUGGUGUAAAAUGUAUAUGCUGACAAGCUCAUGUAUUUUUAUGUAAAUAUUUUUGUGGUUUUCCCAGUCCUGCUCUGUAAAUAUUUAGAUUCUCAUUUUCUUCCCACUUUGUAUGAUGCGGAUGUGGUUUUGUUUUCUGUUUUUAUUUGUACUGUAAUGCAAUGAUGCAGACCGAGGUGUCUUGUGGUAUUUAAAAAACAAAGUCAGCAGUCCCACAGUGCUCACAUUCAGAUGUACGACUCAACAGCAUUAAUUGAGCCUGGUUAAAACCACCUCCUUUGCAUUCGUGUGUGUGUUUGUGCCUCGGCCAGAUUAAAUAACAAUAUACUGAAAAGAGCUGGGGCAUGGAGAAACUAGUUUAGAACCAUGAGGUUGUGGGCCAGAUACCUCGAAAGACGAGAGAGGUGAUGAGUGCUGUAUUUAUGUGCCAAGCCUAUUGCAAAUUGCUGCCUGUCAGUCCGUCCCAGCGCUUAUCUGUUCAAUUACACCUGUGGCAUAACUGUUCUGAAAAGAAAAAAUAAACCAACCUUGGCUUUCCUAGUCUCCUUUUCUUCUCAUCCAGAAUUACUAGGCAAGGAGCAAUGCUGCAGGAA
Molecule: messenger RNA, 11486 nt
Organism: Gopherus flavomarginatus (Mexican gopher tortoise)
Lineage: Eukaryota; Metazoa; Chordata; Testudines; Testudinidae
Gene: ARHGAP32
Product: Rho GTPase activating protein 32
Exons: 25
Coding region: 55-6351 (2098 amino acids)
Biological process (GO): small GTPase-mediated signal transduction
Cellular component (GO): cell cortex; fibrillar center; actin cytoskeleton
Molecular function (GO): GTPase activator activity; protein binding; phosphatidylinositol phosphate binding
Source: RefSeq, a predicted model, not a curated record